UUUGGUCUCCUCUUCGUAUCUUGUCUUGGUCACAGUUGGUGGUACUCUUGGUGUUACUUCGCUAAGUUCGCAGCCACAGAUCUACCAAUAAUUGUUUUCAAUUACCAAUACAGAAACAUUGUGCCUAUUACAUUGAGUCGCGCUGCUCAGAAAUCAUUAUUCGCGAACGACCUUUGACACAAUGGCUGACAAUGGAGCUACGAAGCGUUGCUCUACCUGUGGUGACGAAAGCGGAGCAAAGAAGGCAGAUGAUGGUGUUCUCAAUGUGACAUCGUGGCUCGAGGAGAACAAGGACAACUUCAAGCCACCCGUAUGCAACAAAGUCAUGAAUAAUGGAUGGCUGAAGAUCAUGUUUGUAGGUGGUCCCAACCAGCGUAAGGACUAUCACAUUGAGUGCGGAGAAGAGCUCUUCUACAUGGUCAAGGGCUCCAUGGUGCUCAAGAUCAUGGAGCAUGGCACUGAUCCCAAGGACAUUGUCAUCAACGAAGGAGAGCUGUUCUGCCUACCCUCACGUAUUCCACACUCACCGCAGCGCAAUGCGGACACCAUCGGCUUGGUCAUUGAGCGACACCGUAUUGCUGAGGAAGACGACUGCUUGAGGUACUAUGUUGAUGGAUCCACAGAGAUUCUCUACCAGGAGAUGUUCCACCUGAAAAACCUGGAGAAGGACCUUCCACCCAUCAUCAAAAGGUAUUUUGCUUCGGAAGCUCACAAAACAGGCAAGCCCGUCGAUGGCCCGUAUGAAGAUGUGAUCGAGCUGAGGAAGGAGAAAGUCAUGGAGCCGUUUUCUUUCCAGCAGUUCCUGGACGACAAUGCUGACAAGCUAAAGGAAGACGGCAGCAUCAGCGUGUUUGAAGGAAUGGACAAUAAAGUGACCGCGUUUGGCAACACGACCAAGACGAUGUCUGGCUGGGAAACAUGGCUCUGGCAAUGGGAGGGAGAGACUCAGCUGUGUUUGGAGAGAGCCCCUAAGAGAACGCUGAAGAAGGGUGACAGUUUCCUCGUACCAGCCGAUACUCAGUUCACCGUGCAUGGCAACGGCAGCUCUCUUCUGCUCGCCUUCCAGCAGGUGGUGGCUGGUUUCGACGCUCAACCGCCCAUGUAGACCAUGGAUAUAACGUGUGAGUGCGCGCGAGUGUGUGCGCGCGACCGCCUGUGUGUGUUCAUGUACAUGUACAUACCGCCGUGUCCUCACUGUUGAAGUCCUGCAUGAUGAUGCUCUGUUGCUCACGGCUGUUCCCACAGUAUGCUUGCUUAUACUGGACGAUCUCAUACUGGGAACAGCACUUCGCAUCACAGCCUAUGGUGUAUGCCUUUCCUCGGCCGUUUUGCUAAGCAAUCUCUUGCCCAUGGACAUUAGUCCGGUUCUGCCCACGUGGCUCUCUUCAACUGUGCCAGGGUAGCAUGAAGACUGCGCCGCUGCCACCAAUGGCGUCUCUCCAAUAUCUCUCUCCUACUCCUGCCUCUAUUCGGAUCGGUUUCAACUCUGCACGUGAAUUCCGAAUGCGUCUUCCGAGUAGUCACGGCAACCUACUGCAGUCUUAUUGGCCUAUGAAUUAUUUUAGGCACAUCGACGUUUGUGCUUUUUAGAUAGUGCUUGGUAUGAUGAUUCCUUACCUUUUUUUCUUAUUUUUAGAUCAGUUUAGAUCAUUUUCAAAUGUGAAAGUUUCUCAGAUUUUCAAGGCCAAAUUUUGCCUCUACUUCCUAGCACAUCACUGUCACUGGUUUGACGUGAACAGUUUUCUGAAAUCUCUUAAACACGGUGUGCCCGCCUGCACUGGUA
This is a messenger RNA of Sycon ciliatum, 1783 nucleotides long. Its product is annotated as 3-hydroxyanthranilate 3,4-dioxygenase-like. Gene Ontology annotation, biological process: quinolinate metabolic process; 'de novo' NAD+ biosynthetic process from L-tryptophan. The record is from RefSeq and is a predicted model, not a curated record. Lineage: Eukaryota; Metazoa; Porifera; Calcarea; Leucosolenida; Sycettidae. Gene Ontology annotation, cellular component: cytoplasm. The coding region runs from base 182 to 1105 and encodes 307 amino acids. The transcript is spliced from 11 exons. Gene Ontology annotation, molecular function: iron ion binding; 3-hydroxyanthranilate 3,4-dioxygenase activity.